Ichthyophthirius multifiliis is the source of this 765-nucleotide messenger RNA. Its product is annotated as ribosomal protein component of cytosolic 80s ribosome and 60s large subunit, putative. The transcript has 6 exons. Gene Ontology annotation, cellular component: cytosolic large ribosomal subunit. Gene Ontology annotation, molecular function: RNA binding; structural constituent of ribosome. Gene Ontology annotation, biological process: maturation of LSU-rRNA from tricistronic rRNA transcript (SSU-rRNA, 5.8S rRNA, LSU-rRNA). The record is from RefSeq and is a predicted model, not a curated record. Lineage: Eukaryota; Ciliophora; Oligohymenophorea; Hymenostomatida.
AUGGACAAUUAAGUUGAAAAAAAAUACAUCGCAGCAGAUAUUUUAAGAAAAAGAAAAUAAAAUGUUGAAAGAAUUUAACACAAAGUUCAAACAAAAAUCCAAAGAUUAAAAGAAAGAAAAUAGAGGCCUGAAAAUAAGCAUCUAACUCCUGAAUUUUUAGUUUAAAAUUACAAAGCUUAAUAAUAAGCAUACUCUAGAUUUAAAAAAAGAUCAUUAAAACUAGCUAGAUCAGAUGAAGAAUUUUAAAAAGAUAGACUUUUAUUAGUAUUAAGAAUCAGAGGAAAAAAAAAAAAAAAAAAAGUAGUUAAAGAUAUUUCUGAAUAAUAAAAGAAAAUCUUAAAACAAUUUAAACUUCCAGAAAUAAACAGUGCGACAUUUUUAAAAGUCGAUAUUAAAACUUUAAAAAGAUUGAAAAGAGUUGAAAAUUAUAUUACUUAUGGUUAUCCUUCAAGAAAAGUUAUUUCUGAAUUAAUAUAUAAAAAAUGCUACGCAAAAAUUAAAGGAUAAAGAGAACAUAUUGAUAAUAAUAAAAAAGUAGAAGAUAAUUUAGGAGAUAAAGGAAUAAUUUGUUUAGAAGAUUUAGUAAAUGAGAUUGUUGAUAUAGGUCCUAACUUUAAGGAAGUUAUGAAAUUCAUAUGGACUUUUAAAUUAACUAAUAAAUAAGAUGGAUGGGAUUAAAAGAAAAUUAUUAAACCUUUUGAUAAAGGAGGAGAAUGGGGAAAUAGAGAAGAUAAAAUUAAUAAUUUAGUGUUUUCAAUGAUAUGA